AUGGCGGCCACAAACCGCAAAUACUCGGCGCUUCCCGAUAUCGACACAUCUGCGAAGGAUGUAUUCGAGACACCCGACCUGACCGAUGAUUCCACACUCCCCACGUCACCCUCCCGAGGGAACGGCGACCACUCCUCCGCCUCUUCCCAAACUGACGACAACGAGCACCGCGAAAUCGCCCACCCUAGACUCCAUCCACGACUCGCACGGAAUGUUUUCAAAAAUGCACAAGUAGACGCCAGUGAUGCAGACUUCUCAGACAGGAUUGCAUCGAAGCGGCAGAGUUACCGGACUACGACUUUGAAUCGACAGAGAAACCGGAUGGAUGAAGGGGAGAGGGAGCUGUAUGGCGAUGACGAGGAUGAGCUGUUCGAUGAUGACGGAGGGGAAAGUGAAAUUGAUGGUGAGGAACGGGUGGGGAAGAGAUUAGCUAGGUUAAGGAGGGAAAUGGAGGAAUUAAAGGAUAUGAUUGAAAAGGAGAGGGAGGAGAAGGAGGAGUUUAGAUUAGAACAAGGGAUCUCCGAGGGCGAGGAUGGGGAAGUGGAGGAUCCCGACGAAGAAAGCUGGGAGAGGUUGGCGGAAGUGAUGGAAGAACUAAUGACAGCAAAGGGGAAGGGGGGCGGCGCGGAGGCGGACCUUGCGCGAAAGCUAGCUAAUGGACUCAAGGUGCCACCACGGGCGGUUACUGACCCUGAAAACACACAGGCAGCGGUAGCGGCCCCGCCAUCGGGUGAAAUCGUGGAAUCUACGGGGAUCACAGCAAAUUAUACGGUGACUUACUCACCGCAUUUCAAAAAGACACACACGUUAGCCAAGGUUGCGGAAUUCGACUCUAGGAUCACCCUGUUGGAAAGAUUGCUGGGUAUAUCCUCAGCGCAGUCUUUAGCAUCUAUCCCAACGAAUUUCGCGAUCAUAUCGUCACUUGAGACGCUUACGCAGCAGCUCACAGUUCUUACAAAUACAUCCGCGUCGUCUUUGGACUCUGCUGCGAGGAGGGUUAAGAGUUUAGCUUCUGAUGCUGAAAAACUUACAGAGGCACGUAAGGCAGCGAAAGCCGCGCUGGAGAGUCGUCGCGCUGCUGGGGAGGAAGAAGCAGCGAUAGCCGGUACUCUCCCUGAAGGGCCAUCGUACCUUUCAGACGCCGAAAACGAGGCCAAGAUAAACGCUUUGUACGGCACCCUGGAGACCAUUGACAGGCUAUCCCCACUUCUUCCUGCAGUUCUAGACAGGCUCAGGAGUCUGAGAAGUGUCCAUGGGGAAGCAGCUAGGAGCAUGCAAACCCUUGAAAUGGUCGAGAAGCGACAGGAGGAAAUGCAAAUUGAGAUUACCAAGUGGAAAGAAGCACUGGAAAAGGUUGAGGCGGCAGUCGGAGAGAACGAGAAGACGGUUGGGGGUAACAUGCAGCAAGUGGAGCAGUGGGUCCGGGUGUUAGAGGAGAAAGUACGACAGAUGUAA
Molecule: messenger RNA, 1455 nt
Organism: Orbilia oligospora ATCC 24927
Lineage: Eukaryota; Fungi; Ascomycota; Orbiliomycetes; Orbiliales; Orbiliaceae
Exons: 3
Coding region: 1-1455 (484 amino acids)
Biological process (GO): mitotic spindle organization
Cellular component (GO): dynactin complex; cytoplasm
Source: RefSeq, a predicted model, not a curated record